Molecule: messenger RNA, 3463 nt
Organism: Vigna umbellata (rice bean)
Lineage: Eukaryota; Viridiplantae; Streptophyta; Magnoliopsida; Fabales; Fabaceae
Product: U-box domain-containing protein 5-like
Biological process (GO): protein ubiquitination
Molecular function (GO): protein binding; ubiquitin-protein transferase activity
Source: RefSeq, a predicted model, not a curated record
AGCAGUCACUGUUUGUUGCUCUUUGUUGAGGGCACUGCAGUGUCUUCAUCGCAGGUCAAACUGCCACUGCCACUCAGAUUGCCACGUUGUUUCCUUCCUCUUUCCUCGACUUGGUCUCUCUCCACAGACAUCCUUUAAGCACCAAUUUCAUUUCCUCACUCAUAAUAUUUUAAUUCUUAAUUUUAAUUAUUUAUUUAUCUUCCCUCUCACUUUCUCUCCUCUUUCCUUCAAACUCAGAAUCUUCAACCUGGUAAAUAUGGUUCUUCUUUCUAUUUUCAGUCCCAUGCUUCGCUUUCACUCAACAUAGAAUCUCUUCCUUUCUUGAUAUUUUUCCUUUCGUGGGUUGGUAUCCUAAUUGAAUGCUUCCCCUGAGGCCUUAAUCAUCAUCAAUUCUGCGUUAUUAUCAGUUCUGCUUUAUUAGUGGUUUUUUCUUUCUUUUUUUUUUUUCUUUUUGAAGUCUUCUGUCUCUCUCUCUCUCUCUGAUCUUUUUGAUGGGUGGGGCACUUAUGAAGGACAUCGUCAACUGAACAAAAGUGGGACUUUUUGUUUUUGGAGAUAAUAAGAAAAGAUAAUUAUGAACUCCGACACGUGCUACACUUUACUUUUAAUAAAGUUUCUUAGGAACCGUUGCGUUUUGAUGUUCGUCGUGCUUCUUGUCAAUGGUAGAACUGCACGAAAGCACUCUGAACUCUCUGAAUUCUCCUUCACACGAUCAACAUAGUGGCGAUUUCGCUGUUUUAUCAAGUGCUCAUUUGACGCCUCGUGGCUUUACUGUUUCAAAGAUUAUUUAAUUAUUGAUGGUGGGUAGUGGCAUGUUUGGAGUGUGUGAUGAUGAUGGUUUGAAAUUAAUCAACUUGGCUCUGUUGGAAGGCUUCUUCUUAUCGUCUUCGCUAUAGAGGCUUAGGGUACUCUCCUGAAUGGGAACUGAUGGCAGUGAACUGGUAGAGACAUUACCAAGUCCUUGCUCCUUUAAGGUGCAUCGUGGAAUGUGCACGGAACUCAGGAAAUUAGUUGCUAGAAUCCUGCGGAUAAUUCCACGUAUAGAAGAAGCACGCCCUUGCGGAAUGCAGGCUCUGUGUUUGCUCAACAGUGCAAUUCAUAAAGCCGCACAACUCCUGAUAUACUGCUCUGAAUCUAGUCAACUCUACCUGGCAAUGACAGGGGAUUCCAUACUCUCAAAAUUUCAAAAGGCAAGACAAUCGAUAGUGAAAAACUUAGUCCAGAUUCUGAAUAUGGUUCCCGUGAUGUUGGCUGCAGAGAUUUCUCGACUAAUUGGUGAUCUUGAGUGUGUUACAUUUGUCCUCGACUCAGCUGAAGUGGCAGCUGGAAAGGUUUUGAAACAAUUGCUCCAGCAAGCUUCUUCAACGUCAGAUCAAGAUUCAGUGGAAGAAUCUGAAACAAAACAUUUUCAAUAUGUAGCAGCAAGACUUAAUAUUACAUCCUCAUCGGCCAUCUUAAUAGAGAAACGAUCUAUUCAGAAGUUGCUAAAAAAGCUCAAACCAGAUGGUCAGCCAAAAGAGAUUGUCUUGAAAAAUCUUUUGUAUCUCCUGCUAAAGAACAAAAAAUACAUCACCGGGGAACAAAUUGAGGUCUAUUUGCAAAGUGAAGGACCAAUCACAACUCAGAACUCAGUUCAUGAGUCUCAAAGAAUCCUUGAUGUCAAGUCAGAACCAUACUUGAACUAUGAUCAGCAUAGAACUCAGGCCAAUGAGUUGGACAGAGUUACACCUCCUGAGGAAUAUACAUGCCCAAUAUCUUUAAGGUUGAUGUAUGACCCUGUUGUCAUUGCUUCAGGAGAAACAUAUGAAAGAAUGUGGAUACAAAGGUGGUUUGAUGAGGGUAAUACUAUAUGCCCAAAAACCAAAAAGAAACUGGAUCAUAUGGCAUUGACUCCAAAUGUUGUCUUCAAGGACCUAAUAUUAAAGUGGUGUGAAACUAAUGGAGUCUCCAUUCCUGACCCGAGUAGACAAGUGCCACAUUUGCACCCAUGGGAUGCUUCCUCCAAUUCCAUUAAGAGUUUUGGAAGUUCUUUGUAUGAUUUAAACUUCCAAAUGGAUCUUAGUAACGUGUCACUUGGAUCUUUAGACACCAGUUAUAAAUCAGAUUCCUCUCAUUCUAAUGCCAAUCAUGGCUUAGAUUUGAUAUUGAACACGAGCAGUGCCAAUUCUCGGAGGCACCAAUCUCGUGCACGGAUUCAUGACGUUGAUCUGAUGCCUUUGUCUAAACUCCAUGAACGUCGAUGGGAAUCUCAAUGCCAACUUAUUGAAGAUAUGAGAAUAGAUUUCAAAUGCAAUAACCAUAUCUUUUGCUCUGUGCCAUCUGAGAAUUUCAUUGACCCACUCACGAGAUUUCUGAGCACUGCCUGUGAGAGGCAUGAUGUAAAAGCUCUGAGAUCUGGAACUAUAUUGCUGUUGGAAUUUCUGAAGUGCUGCCGCAAUGGUAUGACCAAUUUAACUGAAGAUACAUGCAUUAUGUUGGCAAGUCUUCUUGACACAGAAGUGAUUGGUGAAGCUCUUACCAUAAUGGAAGAGCUGAAAGGAAAUUGGUAUGAGAAAGCUAACAUUGGAGCUUCCACUUUACUCACUUCUGUUUCAAAGAUCCUUGAUUUUGGUAGCAAGCAGUUCCAAGGAAAAUCUAUUAAAAUAAUGCUUAAUUUUUCAUGCAAUAGUCAAAUGUGUGCCUACAUGAUAUCUCUCGGGUGCAUCCCAAAAUUACUGCAAUUUUUUGGAGACAAAACCCUUUCGAGAGACUGUAUACAUAUUUUGAAAAACCUUAGUGAGACUGAAGAGGGUAAGGUUACUGUGGUUGAAACAAAAGGAUGCAUAUAUUCUGUGGUUGAAAUACUUGGGACUGGCAGUGACGAGGAAAAAGAACCGGCACUGCUUAUUCUACUCUCUUUAUGCUCUCAACGAGUGGAAUACUGUCAGAUGGUUAUGGAUGAGGGAAUUAUUCCUUCUCUUGUCGACAUCUCCAAUUCAGGAAGUGACAUGGCAAAGGCUUAUGCGCUUGAACUACUCCGUCUUUUAAAGGAAGACAGAGAGUUUGAGAAUGAAGACUGUUAUGAGCCAAAAUUCAACGCCUCUCAAGAAUCUACAAAUCGCUAUGAAGAAAAGAAAUCAUCAAAGAAACCUUCUAUUUUGAAGAGAUUGUCAAUCUUCUCAAAAUCAAGUUCAGUUGCACCAAAUAACAAGAGAUGAAAAUGAGUUUCCAUGCAUUUUGACCUUUUCCUCCUGCAUACCCUCCAGAACCUUUUUGUGGGUGGGGACUACAGAUUAUGUGUCUGAUAGGAGACAUUUUAAAUUUCUAGAUGGCAGAUAGGAUUUUUAGAUAGGCUCCUUGAAUAUUUGUGGUGAGUAUAGUUCAAGCCUUUUUGCACUCAAUGCCAAAUCUCGUCUUGAAGCAUGUGUGGCCUGCUGCAUAAUUUUGUUCAGUAACUGCCAACUGUAUAAAGUAGUGUUUUUUC